Capsicum annuum is the source of this 2302-nucleotide messenger RNA. RefSeq lists its product as uncharacterized. The coding region runs from base 534 to 1889 and encodes 451 amino acids. Lineage: Eukaryota; Viridiplantae; Streptophyta; Magnoliopsida; Solanales; Solanaceae. The transcript has 3 exons. The record is from RefSeq and is a predicted model, not a curated record.
AAUCAUCAUCUAGAAAAAUGGGGUGGCAUUAACAAGACAGCCAAAAUCUAGGACUACCUUCCCUUUUAGUAAAAGACAAAUCAACAAACCGUUAUAAAAAAAAAACAAUUUUUUUUUUAUUAUCUGAAAAAUAAUCUUGAUCAUUUUUCCACUAGUGGGGUUCUUUUUUUUUUUCUUUUUUUUACACAAGAUUUUUUUAUUUUUUUUUCAAUUCUUGAAUUGUUUUUUGGGCUUGUAGUUGUGGGGUUGUUAAAGAAUGAGCAUUUCUUGAUUUUUUUUGAAAGAAAAAAAAAAGGUUAUAGCUUUGGUUGUUCAUAUAUUGAGGUAAAUAUCAAGAAAAUAAAUUUUGGGUUCAUUUUCUUUUCUUUUUUCAAAAAAAAAUUGAUUCUUUGAAUCAAAAUUUCACAUUUGUGAAGAGAAAAGGAAGAAGGAGAAAGAUGGGUGAUUUGGAGGUGAUUGGUUCAAUUCUUGUGGAUUUAUCAGACUUUUUUCUGUUGUAAAAUAAGAAAUCGUGUAGUUACUCUUCCGGUCAGAUGGCUGAAAGUUAUACGCCUCUACUUGAUGUUGCUUCGUUGAAAGAAACGCUAUGCGCUCAACAACAGCUUCUACAGAAGCUUUACAAUGAGUUGGAUGAGGAAAGAGAAGCCUCUUCCAGUGCAGCUAGUGAAGCGUUAUCGAUGAUCUUGCGUCUGCAAGGAGAAAAAGCUGCAGUAAAAAUGGAAGCUGAACAGUACAAGCGAUUGGCUGAGGAGAAAAUGUGUCAUGCCGAGGAGUCGUUAGCCAUUUUCGAGGAUCUUUUCUACGGAAAAGAGAUGGAGAUAGCUGCGUUGGAGUAUCAAGUGCAAGCUUAUAGGUAUAAGCUGUUGAGCAUGGGCUGUAUAGAUCCCGGGGUUGGCGAAUUCAAAUAUCCUGAGAAUUUGUUGCAAAGAAACGAGAUGUUAGCUGGCGAAAUGAACCUCCAAGCGCUUGGAAGGCGUAACUCCGCCCCUCCUUUUCCUCUGAAAAUUCCGAAGAGGGGUGCUAUGGAAAUAGAUGAUUCGAGUUCGGAAAGAGAUUCAAAUUCGAAAACAGUGGAGGAAUAUACAGGUCAAGAAGUGAGUGAUCAACUGUCGGAUACAGAGAAGAAGACUGAUAUUUCCACGACUGGAAGUAUCAAUUCGUAUUGGCAACAGAUACGGAAGUUGGAUGAUCGAGUGAAAGAUAUUACAGGAGUUAGCUAUGCGAAUAUGAGGAGUGAAACGAGGUCUCCUUCACCACUUUCUCAUAGAAGUAUGAAGAUGAGCAAAUCGGAAGCUGAAAUGUACCAGCCUAAGCUUCACAUAAGCAAAUCAGAAAACGACACACCUGCUGAUCCUGGUUGUUCUCCGAAUGUUCUUGAUGUCUUUGAAGUGCCUCGUGCAGAUAAGGAUACCAAUAUUGAUAUUGGAUUGCCUCCUAGACAUGAUCGUAAGAUGGCUUUGCACAACGAUGAAAGGCUCGAGCGACCAGAUUCUGCCCAGCAAGAGGCUGUAAAAUCAUCGGUUAGAGAUGAGGCUGAUUUGCUAAAGAAGUACUUUGUAUCUGCACAGCGAGAGAACAAGUUACGAAGAGCAAGUGAAGCUGCUGCUAUUACCUGCCAUUUGGCAAUAUCUCGUCCUACAACCAGCGUUUCUGAGACUAAUGAGGUUCAUCAGCCUAAUCGAACAUCUGAGAUAGUCGAAGUUGGAAGAGAAGCGACAAGACAAGAAAUGGCUCGAGAAGAAGAGCUGAAGUUGUUACAUGACAUUAAGGAGCAACUAAAUUUGCUGCAAUCUGAAAUCCAAAGUUUGAAAACCGACAAAGUCUCUCCAAGCGACGACGAGCCAUCCUUACUUCCUCUAUCAGAGGCAAUGAUUCACUUUUGGCUCUGAUCACAAUCUAUCAAAAGCUCGAGUGCCAGCAGUCUUUCAUAAUCAAGAUGCUGCCAUUUGUUGAAGUUAGUGGUUUUCUGCGAUGUCUGAACGGAGAAGAGUAGUUUUGUCGUUUUUGUGUGAUUGCGGAGAGACUGAAUAUGUUGUAAAUUGAUAUCACGUAGAGUGUACAGUACUGUAUAGCCUGCAUCUCAUCAACUUAGGUUCGUCGAGAAGAGGAGUGUCUUCACAUUGUUGUCCUGUUUUCAGUUUUAACAUUUUGACAUUGGACAAAGGUAAGGUCUACGUACAUCCUACCUUUCCCAGACUCCACUUGUGGGAUUACACUGUGUAUGUUUUUUUUUGUUUUGUAUGUUUGAAAUCCUAACUUGAGUGUUGGAAUGAAAAGCACCGGAAUGAUAUUUGUGGAUUCA